CAUUUUGUGCAACAAACGUGGCAGACGGCGUUGUUAUGUGUUUCUAGAGCGGUGCGGCGUUGAAAAACUGUGAUCCUAACUUUUCAAGUUUCAGGCGCGCUUCAAGAACAAAAAAAUGCAUCCAGUGUACAUAGCGCUAAGGACGGCCGUCUUGGUGUUGUGCAUCGCCUACACCCGUGCCCUGUUCAUCACUGUAGACGCUCACGCCGAAGAGUGCUUCCACGAUGAGGCGAAAUCCGGCACCAAGAUGGGUCUCACGUUCGAAGUAGCCGAAGGCGGAUUCUUAGACAUCGACGUGAAGAUCACCGGGCCCGAUGGUAAAGUGGUUUACUCCGGAGAGCGCGAGUCUAGUGGAAAAUACACGUUUGCGGCCUACGCCGACGGAGUCUACCGCUACUGCUUCAGCAACGCCAUGUCCACGAUGACUCCAAAGAUCGUCAUGUUCUCCAUGGACAUUGGUGACGCCCCGACCAAAACGCAAGAAGGAGAGGAAGUGCAUGAAAACAAGCUGGAAGACAUGAUCAAGGAGCUGUCUACAUCUAUGACUGCCGUGAAGCACGAGCAGGAGUACAUGAUGGUCAGGGACCGCAUCCACAGAUCCAUCAACGACAGCACCAACUCGAGGGUUGUGAUGUGGGCCUUCUUUGAAGCCAUCGUGCUCAUUGCCAUGACAUUGGGCCAGGUCUACUACCUGAAGAGGUUCUUUGAAGUUCGAAGAGUUGUGUGAUUGGAAUCGACAAAAGGGUGGCAUGCGUGGUGUUCGCUCGCAGGAGUUGGGGAAGGGGAGUGCAAGACUUAAUCACGUGACUUCUGCAUUGCCUGUGAAAUUGAGUUCAGUGUGAUCUUUUCGUUUUUCUUUCCCCAUUAUAGUGCCUCUUUUCUUUCUCUUAAAUUCUUGCGACUUUAGUUUCUGCCACAUAUUUUACUUUACUUCUGGUUCCUGUUUAGAAUGAAGCCAGGUUUUUUUCUUCAGCACAUAAGUCGUACACUGAUCUGGACACUCAGUGGUUUGAUUAAAACCAAUUGUUUCUUUUUGGAAAUCUGUGCACUUCUUUGAAGCAUGGUUGGAGCACUGUGCUUUAUUUUUCGUGAUGCAUCCUAGCCUUAUAUUUUCAAUCUUUCAUAUGCAUAAUGUAAAGCCAUAACCUUCAUAGACUGUAAAGGUGAUAACAGCUCAUUAAACCUAAAAUAACACUGAGGAAAGCUUACUCGAUUAAGGAUCAACAGUCUUUCACCGCUUCAUAGCAUUGUUGUAGUAUUCUGUACUGCUGCUUCGGUAAAAAAUUCAACUUUGUGACGCCUACCCGAUCUUUGCUUGAAGCAAUGGCGCUGCUAAACUUGAAAACUGACACCACUCGGUCGUGGAAUGCCUUCUAUAUUCAUUCAGCUGGAGAAGAAGGGGAAAGUUUUGUUUUAGCAGCAAUAAUAUGUGUCUGUAACAUUUCUUCCUUCGCUAUGAGCACUUACACUUGCACUUCCAGUGUCAAGUGCUCUUACCUCUGUUUGUGGCAUGAUACAUACAUCGUCAUAUUAGUGUGAACAGAUUAAUGCGUUUCAAGAUUUCCCAACUUCUACAGAUGAGGUUCGUAACUUACGUUAAACCCAGAUUCAUUUGUGUCGAAUGUAAUGAUGCUACGGUAAUUGAGGUUCUCAUAUUUCUGCAUGAAGAUGAUUCGAGUGUUUUCAAAUUCUCAUUAUUAAAAUUUUAAAAAUAGUUCCAUGGGAUUUAUGUUUAAUAUGUACAGCUUGUGUGCACCUAGAGCUCAAUGGCAGUGGUAUGGAUGUUGCAUACAUAACAUAAAGCUACCCGCAGCACACUCAAGCAGGCAAGAACACGCAGUAUAAAGCCAUUGUGCCGUCCACAACACUUGUAGUUUGUGGCUGUCCAGAAGGUGCCCAUUUCUUCUUGUUGAACAGUAUACCAAACAGCAGUAAGUUCAUAUGUCGACCAACCAGUGCGGUUGUAUGGUUUAGUGAGUUAACUGCAUUUGUGAAUAGUCAGCACCAUGAGUCACGGGCCACAUGUCAUAUGCAGCAACUGUAGAAACUUGAAAAAUCAUACCCAUCAUUGCCAAGAUAUGCCUCUCCAACGUGCUGCACUUGGUUCCAGUUUCUGCAGUAUGCUUUAGUGUGUUGUGCGAGCAGCAAGCUAGGCAAGGCUUGCAUCUGUGAUGUUCAGUCUCAUUGAGCAAGUGCAUGCAGCAAACAUCGGCACCAUUGUGCAGCUUUGCUGUAUGCCGGACUGAGUGGAAGCUACUGCGAUGUCAGUGAAGGGGCUUACCGAGCCUUUUGUGUUGCACUGCUGCUACUUUCUGGAUGCUACUGUAUGCUCAAGAAUAACAUUCAGCGCUCUUGGCUGGCUUUGUUACUUGCUGUUUUGUGUACUGCUAAUAGAAAACUGAAGUUGUCCAACUUGGGUGAUGUGGUUUACAGGGAUUGAAACAGAUCUCUAUGGUAGAAACUAUUGCAAACAUAUGAGAGCAGUCAUUGUUGUUGAGUUUUUAGCUUUACUGCGUGCAAUUCAUGGCCCUUUAGUUACACCAGGAGGCAUUGUUAAAAAAAUUAGUAGCCACGUUGUAGUGGCGAGUCGAGCUGUUUUCCUCCUGUGAAACACAUUGGUCUGUGCAACACUUUUUUUACAUUGCUGUUGGAUCUCUCACAAAUUUAAGGCUUAAACUUUUGCUUGAAAACUUCUCAUCAUGAACAUUCAUGCAUAUGGGUGUAAUAAAGCUGCGUGCCUUCAAGACUGAA
Dermacentor andersoni is the source of this 2751-nucleotide messenger RNA. It is a transcript of the gene CHOp24, whose product is annotated as transmembrane p24 trafficking protein CHOp24. The record is from RefSeq and is a predicted model, not a curated record. NCBI's taxonomy places the organism in Eukaryota, Metazoa, Arthropoda, Arachnida, Ixodida, Ixodidae.